This is a messenger RNA of Prunus armeniaca (apricot), 672 nucleotides long. The record is from the annotation of a GenBank genome assembly. NCBI's taxonomy places the organism in Eukaryota, Viridiplantae, Streptophyta, Magnoliopsida, Rosales, Rosaceae.
AUGGCGUCCGCCGUCUUAGCGAACCGGAACGAACCCAAUUGGCCACAGCAGCCCCGAGGUGGAGGAGCCGGAGCCGGAGGAUUCAUGGGGAAGGUCCCCUUUUCUUCUUCAAACAGUAACCGUAACCCUAACCCUAACAAGCGACAAUUCAAAGCUGACCGCCCCGAUUUCAACGAUGAGUCGCCGGCCGUCACCCAGACAGCCUCAGACGACGCGUCGUCGAUCAACCACCAUCGCCGAUCAAACACAAACGACAUGAAUUUCGUACAGGCCCAAUACGUCAGCUUCAACAUCGCGAGCUGUUCGAGAAAGGAGCUGGUGGAGCUAAAGGGCCGUCUUCUCUCGGAGCUAGACCAGAUUCGCAUUCUCAAGAAUCGAAUCGAAGCCGGUGACUUCAACCCUAAGCCGCCCCACAAGAAGCCCAUCGGCAACAAGAAGAUUGUUGGGUCGAAACGACCUUUGCCGAUUGCUCACGGAAAGGAAUCAAAUUCCAAUUCCAAGCGGUCUCAUUUGGAGAAUGGGAAUCUGAUGAAGAAUUGUGGCUUGAUUUUGUCCAAGCUGAUGAAGCACAAGCACGCAUGGAUCUUCAACAAGCCAGUCGACGUUGUGACUAUGGGGCUUCACGAUUACUACGACAUAAUCAAGAAUCCCAUGGAUCUUGGCACCAUGUGA